GUGGGCAGCGCCGCCACGCCGAUGGGCGACUCCUCGUCCCCCUGCUGCUGCUGAGCCGCCGCGGCAGCAUGGAGCCCGCCGGGCUGCCCCGCCGCGUCCCCCCGCUCCUCUUCCUCCUCCUCACGACAGAUCAGGGAAUCUGGCAGCAGUGCAGUGACAGUGGCUGGCCCUCCGAGCCGAGUAAUCCUUGGUAUCCUGGCAGCACAUCAGUCCAGUCACUGACCGCUGAGCAGAAAGAAGAAAAGCAGAUUGAAGCUUUGGAGACGACAACUUCAGCGCGGAGGAUAAUCCUGAAUUUUAUGCCAUCCUUUGGAAAGGAGACGUUACGGACAACAGCUGUUACUCCACAGUUUGAACGAAACGUGGAUUAUGUGGACUUCAUUCAUUUAAACAUUUUGGAAAAGAAAGUUCUUAACAAUUCUGAGGUUUUAGUUCAGUAUUUAUGUUCUAAGCCUUGUAUCGUCAACUUGGAAGCGGUAGCUUCCUCAGAGUUCAGGACUGGUGUACCAGUAUACAGAAGGAGGUGGAAGGAUGAGAAGAACCUUUACAUUAGUCAAACUCGGCAAGUGCAUUUGAAGUUCCCAAGCAUCAUGGUUUACAGGGAUGAUUAUAUCAUCAGAAACUCAAUAAUGGUGCACAGUGUGAUAUUAUAUGCAUGGAUUAGUCACAAACCAGUUAGCAGCUAUGAUGCUGAGCAGAAUGAAAGCUACCAGGAGGCAGUAGCCAAAAAUUACACUUUUUUAGAAGCAGUUCCGCCUUUUGAACGCCCAUAUAAAGACCACAAAGUCUGUCUUCAGUGGGGCACUGACUAUUUGUGGAUGCUCCAGGCAAACAAGAUACCCCAGUGCCCUCAUGAAAGCGAUGGCGUUCAGAUUCUCAACUUCAUAUAUGCUUCCAGUGGGGAGAAGACAGGAAUUGUGAAGAGAUUUGAACAAUUUGAAAACAGAGAACUUGAAACAGUCAGGCAACAUCAGAUUGAUUAUCCGAUGUUCACCGUUUCAAUCUGGCUGUAUUUACCACAUCACUGUGAAAAGGACUUGUGUGGUAUUCUGUAUUUUAUUGAUCCAAAAGAAAUGUAUGGUACUCCUGCUGUAUUUCUAAGUGAGGAAGGUUGCGUGCAUAUUCAGAUGCACCUCAUUAGAGGAGAUGACCUUGCAGUGAAAACCAGCUUCAGCCUUCCUCUGAAGCAGUGGUUUCGACUGGAUCUCUCUUUUAAUGGUGGACAGAUAGAAGUAAGCAGUGUUGGGAAGAAUUUGAAAAGACAACAUCAUCAAUCUUUUGUUUUUAGGGAAGAUUUCUACUAUGAUGACACUGCUGGAUAUUUUGUUCUUGGAGGCAGUGGAUAUGUCAAUGGUAUUGAAGCAUUCUUUGGACCCGUGAAAUACUAUCGGCUCAAUGUGUUGGACACAGAACAGAUUUCUAACCCUCUUUAUGACAAAGAAACAGCGGAACAAAUUGAACACUACUAUGAGAGAUGUAUGGACAUUCAAGAAGUAGUUUAUGAGUACAAACAUAUUGUAAGGCAAGGUCAGCUAGCACAAAGAGAUUGUUACUCUGAAAACUAUUACUUAGAGCAGCUUCGCAAAUAUGGAGAAAAGUCCAGAUGUGAUGCCUUCAUGUGGGGAAAAGAACUCAGGGAAAAGUACCACACCUUGUUCAAACUGUUGCAAGAGAUGGAUUUCAGUGCUCCGGAUGAAGAUGAAAGUGAUACAAUUCUAGAAGUUGGCCGGAGGAUAUUUGAGAAGGUUGCAAAGGAUUUAUCCAGUGCUGAUGGCCUAAGCAAUAUGGGCUCCUCUGUCCCUUUCUUGGUGGAUUCCAGUUGCUGUGGAUACCAUAAGGCUUCCUAUUUCCUUGCAGUUAUAUUUGAAACAGGGCUCGGUGUGCCUGUCGAUCGUACAAAGGGACUGCUGUAUAGUUUGGUUGGUGCUCAGGGGAAUGAAAGACUUGCUGUGAUGAAUCUUGGCUAUAAACAUUACCAAGGCAUUAAUAACUAUCCAAUUGAUUUGGAGCUGUCGUAUGCUUAUUACAGUAAUAUUGCAAUAAAGACAUCCUUGGAUCAACACACUAUAAAAGGGGAACAGGCGUUUGUUGAAACUAUAAGGCUGAUGGAUGAUGAACUGCUAAAAGCCCAAACAAAAGAAAAUGGUGAUGUCUUUAUGUGGUUAAAACAUGAAGCAACAAGAGGAAAUGCAGCUGCACAGCAACGAUUGGCUCAGAUGCUAUUUUGGGGCCAGCAAGGAGUGGCAAAAAAUCCUGAAGCAGCAAUAGAAUGGUAUGCAAAGGGUGCAACAGAAACAGAAGAUCCAGUGUUAAUAUAUGAUUAUGCCAUUGUGCUGUUUAAGGGCCAAGGUGUGAAAAAGAACACAAAGCUUGCAUUAGAAUUGAUGAAGAAAGCAGCAGCCAAGGGCUUGCCACAAGCAGUGAAUGGAUUGGGAUGGUAUUACCACAAUUUUAAAAGAGACUACAGAAAAGCAGCCAAACACUGGUUAAUUGCUGAAGAGCUGGGGAAUCCAGAUGCAUCUUACAACCUUGGUGUCCUUUAUUUAGAUGGGAUUUACCCUGGAGUACCCAGUAGAAACCAAACAGUAGCUGCACACUAUUUCUAUAAAGCUGCUCAAGGAGGACAUAUAGAAGGGACUUUACGAUGUUCUCUGUACUACAUCACGGGAAAUAUGGAAGACUUCCCUAGAGAUCCAGAAAAAGCUGUAAUAUGGGCAAAACAUAUUGCAGAGAAGAACGGUUACUUAGGUCAUGUCAUCAGAAAAGCACUCAAUGCUUAUCUGGAACUUUCAUGGCAUGAAGCUCUGCUGCAUUAUGUUCUAGCAGCUGAAACUGGGAUUGAAGUGUCACAGUCAAAUUUAGCACACCUCUGUGAAGAAAGACCAGACCUAGCAAGGAAAUACCUAGCAACUGAUUGUGUUUGGAGAUACUACAAUUUCUCUGCAUCUCAAAUCAAUGCACCCUCAUUUGCUUAUUUGAAGAUGGGAGAUUUCUACUACUAUGGCUACCAGAACCAGUCUAAAGACCUUGAGCUGUCAGUGCGGAUGUAUGCACAAGCUGCAUUAGAGGGAGAUUCACAGGGUUUCUUUAAUUUGGCCCUUCUCAUAGAAGAGGGCAACUCCAUACCUUCCUACAUUCUGGAUCACUUGGAAAUUGAUCAGGCAUUGCAUUCUGGUAAUACUUCACUUCUUCAGGAACUUUAUUAUAGGUGCUGGAAUCAUAGUAACCAAGAAUCAAUUAGUCCAUGCUCACUAGCAUUGCUUUAUUUUUACGUGAGAGUUCUCUGGAACAAUUUACAGUCUACUCUGAUAUACUUCAUGGGAACCUUUCUUUUAUCGAUUCUGAUUGCAUUUGCAGUGCACUAUUUUCAGACUCUAUCUGCCAGUAAUUCUCUUGGAACAAGAUCAGAACCAUCAUCGGAUGAGCCUUCUUCCUCAGGGAACAGCAAUGAAGAUGCUACACGGCCAGCGCAGCAAGAUGAAACUACUUUAUCAAAUGAUUCAGUGGAGCAGGAGUUAAACCCUCAGAAUCCUCUUGUUACCAGCUGAGGUGUAGUUUUCUUAAGGUUGAUAUUCUAUCAGGAUGAUGGGAUAUGAACAACUACAACUGUAAGAACUGGCAACCAGCCCUAUUAAUGGCAUUAAUAAUGCAGCCCGACAGCCAAAAUCCACUGAACUAAUUUCUCUACUGUAACUUAAAAAAAAAAACACCCCUACAAUAACUUUAACAGUCCAAACAGAGAAUACAGCUUAUCUCACUAUACCCAACAUAUGAUAAUAGUGUAUUGUAUUGAAGGAUUACAAGAACACAGGCACACUUUACCUAAUUGAAAAAUGAGGUAAACUCCCACUGGUUUUGAUGAAGAAAAUAUCUUACUCAGAUGUCUAAUAACUUAUCAGGUGGCCUUUACUGCAUUUGAGCUUACCGUACAAUUACCAGAGUUUUAUGAGUUGGAAGCAUGGAAAUGAUAUAAAAGUGAAACCCAGCCACCUAGUUCCACUUUCCAAAUUCCAUGGAACACCAGCAAGGACUUUGGUACAGUGAUAACAAUUACUUUUUUGACAUCUUACAUUCCAUUCUAGCUCUUUUAUGCAGAAAGUAUUUUCUUUUGAAACAAAAAUACUGGUAAGAUUUGCAAUAUGAUCAUAACAUAGUAGUCCUAUUGGCUGACUCUUGAAAUGUCAGUUUCAUGAAUGUCAGCGUUUUCCUGGGGCUACAAUUAAAGUGUCUCCCACCCCACCCAAGAGCCACUGAUUAGAGAAAGAACCCUUACUAGAUAAAUAAUAUUUAAAUGUAACCAGGUGACAUGAAGUGAGUGAACAAUUUGUUUUCAUUUCUUACAUAGGUAACGCUCAAAAUGAUUUAUUUCAUGUUCUACCGUACCUUUUCAACACAUGAGUUUAAGUGACAAUUUAUAUGAUAAACAUUAGAUGGGAUAAUAAGUAUAGAGUGCAAACGUCUUCUGUGUGAUUUAAGGCUGUGAGGUAAGUGGCUGUAGGAGAGGUCUGACCUUUAAAGCAGGUGUGUAUGCACCUCUGCAAAAUUAUUUAGAUCACAGUCUAUCAACUGCAUCAAUCUAUGCAUUAUUAUUGAGGGUUAAAUUCACUCUCCUUGCACUACAUUAUUUACUCUUGUAAAUAAAAAUAUUUUUCUAAUUC
Cygnus atratus (black swan) is the source of this 4658-nucleotide messenger RNA. RefSeq names its product SEL1L family member 3 (gene SEL1L3). The record is from RefSeq and is a predicted model, not a curated record. NCBI's taxonomy places the organism in Eukaryota, Metazoa, Chordata, Aves, Anseriformes, Anatidae. Gene Ontology annotation, molecular function: protein binding.